Messenger RNA from Mytilus trossulus (common blue mussel), 2121 nucleotides. RefSeq lists its product as uncharacterized. Bases 606 to 1490 code for a protein of 294 amino acids. The transcript is spliced from 2 exons. NCBI's taxonomy places the organism in Eukaryota, Metazoa, Mollusca, Bivalvia, Mytilida, Mytilidae. The record is from RefSeq and is a predicted model, not a curated record.
GGAGGAAAAUCACUUCAAAACUGUGAUAAACACGGGAAACCUUAUCAGCCUUACAAUAGUUGAUAUCUUUGAUAGCUGAGGAACAAUGUAUAAGUUUUGACAAUUCAUUCAAGAAUUUGACUUGAAUUAUUGUAAACUUCAACAAGGGAGUCAAAAAAAUUAUUGUAAAAAUUAAAGGUAAUUUACCUUUAUAUUUUGAUCUUAUUUACCUGGCUAGAAUUCAGCUGGUUCACAGGGACAAUAGAGCCAAGGUAUUGUUUUAUGGUGAUGAAAUUGUAGAUAUUAGACAACGAUCUACCAAAACAAUACCUUCAUGUAAAACAAAUGAUGACUUCUGUCAACAUGCUUGUACCCACAACAAAACAAUUGGAAGGAAUUUAACUUUAAAAUGUGCUUAUAUCAUGUAUUAAACUGAUUUUUAAUCCAUGAAGACUUUAUUUUGAAUGUGCUAAUGGAGCAAGUGAAGUGCAAAUUAUAACGAAGAAGUUCGGGAGCCAACUUUAGACAGGCUAAAAAAAUAUUUUUGUAACUUUUGACUGAAAUUGACUUGACAGUGUAGUACUACCUGGAAUUUACACAGAAGUUAUUGACAGGACUGUGGUAUCAUGAAUUUAUAUCAAAUGAUCACACUCCUAUGUAGCAUGAUUGGCAGUAUGGCGACACAUCGUCAGAAACAUACAACAUGUAAUGAACAAUUUUCCAACCGUUUAAACAAAUGUAUGGAUACGUUUACGCCUUAUAUAGAACAGUAUACAGGGAUCAAACCCAAGGAUCCGUUCUUACAUCAUGUUUUUGUAACACAUGUUUGCAAAAACUACAAGAAAAUGCUUUUGUGCAUACAUGUGCUACUUACAAACUGUAAAACUAUGGACACUAUGAAAACUGUGCAACAUAAACUUGGACAUGAUUGGGUAAUACAAAUCAACCAAAUGUGCAAUAUCCAAUCAAAUUCAUCUAAAAAUUUAAGUCUUCAACAAAUGUCAACAGACAAGACAAGUGUAGAUUUGUACAAAAGUAAGGAUAAGGAUAAAAUACUAAGUGAUUCAAAUACUAUCAACAAUGGAGAUCAAAAUAAGAUUCUCACAGAGAAACAAAUGACAAAUUCUCAUUCACCUAUGAAUGAAGAUCUGGCUAAAAGUGCCCUUUUCAAUAAAUUAAUGCAUUCCAGUGACACUGAUGUGGAAAUCAUUACAAUGUUUGUGUUCAGAUCUGCACCUAAGACGACACAACAAAGAAGUUCAUUGCCAAAUAGUUCAAAUGGCGCAGACAGACAAAAACUUGCUUCUGUGCAAAAAUAUCACCCAUUAAAUCUGUUGGAAUUGUUGAUUUCUUAUUGUGGAACUAGCAGCAAAGAUACAGACUCUGUGAAAUACAGGUUUUUGGCGCAGAAUGAAAAUUCUUCUAACAAAAAUGGAGCUUCGAGACAUUUUUGUUGGCAAGUGGUUGUAGUAAUAACAGUAAUAAAUUACUUGUACAAUGUGCUCAGAUAACAUAAAUAUCAUUAACAAAUGUUCACUUCUCCUUUAUCUUUCUACAUUCUGUCGCUUUUUUCUCUCCUUCAUACUGUUGGGUCAAUUACAGACUUCAACAUAUUUCUUUUGAAGUGGGGGGUCAGAAUUGAUUAUAGUUAUUUAUUAUUUGAGCAAUGGGUUGUUAGAAACUGCAAUAUAAACAAGUCAUUAACCUUAGGUCUAUGUAAUAUUAUAUAAAUUACUGUCAUUUUUCCUUAACUACUUUGCACUUCAUAUUUAUUAUUCUUCCUAUUGUAAAUAUCAGCUACUGUAACAGAGUCUUAUUCAGUCAGGUCUAGUGUACUCAAUAGUCUCAACCAUCAAUAAAGGUACAUCCAACCAAACAGAAUAAUUCAAGUAUACAUAUAUUUAUAAUGUACUUUUUUUAAUAUAAAAAGUGAAAUAACAAAUCAUUUAAACUUGCUAUUAAAUGUUGCAAAAUACUUUAGAUUCAUUUAUUUUCGUGAAUCCUAAUUUUUAUGUAUUGAGAAAAACUUUAAUAUUACAAUAAUUUCAUAUUUUCAUGUUUGGACCUAUUAAAGUCGACUAUGCAUUAUGGGUAUUGCUCAUUAUUGAGGGCUGUAUGGAUGCCUAUGAAUGCUUACAUCCA